Messenger RNA from Acanthopagrus latus (yellowfin seabream), 4953 nucleotides. RefSeq names its product ATP-binding cassette, sub-family C (CFTR/MRP), member 4 (gene abcc4). Gene Ontology annotation, molecular function: chloride channel activity; ATP binding; ABC-type transporter activity. Gene Ontology annotation, cellular component: plasma membrane. Bases 155 to 4168 code for a protein of 1337 amino acids. The record is from RefSeq and is a predicted model, not a curated record. Lineage: Eukaryota; Metazoa; Chordata; Actinopteri; Spariformes; Sparidae. Gene Ontology annotation, biological process: transmembrane transport; monoatomic ion transport. The transcript is spliced from 31 exons.
UAGCUCGUGCAGUUGAAGGACCACGUAACACGCAGCACGGGGGUACCGACCUCCGUUAUGUGUGUGUCCCGCAGUCACGCUACAUAUCCCGGGGCAGUAGUUUUAAAAAAGGGGACAAAGUUGAGAGAAACUGCCGUGUGAGUGCGGGCCCACCAUGGAAGAAGUCAGAAAAGCCGCAAAGACCAACCCGGCAGCGACGGCCGGCCUUUUUUCCAAGAUAUUUUUCUGGUGGCUCAAUCCUUUGUUCCGCAUAGGAUACAAACGCCGGCUGGAAGAAGAUGAUCUGUACGAAGUACUUGCAGAGGAUGGGUCUGAGAGACUGGGCCAGGAGCUAUACAGACACUGGGAUCGUGAGGUCCAGAUGGCUACCAAGGAGCUGCGGAAACCUCAGCUCUCAAAAGCCAUCAUCAAGUGCUACUGGAAACCGUAUGCAGUGCUGGGAUUCUUUACCCUCCUCGAGGAAGUCAUUAAAGUGAUCCAGCCGGUCAUAUUGGGGUUGAUGAUUCGGUACUUUGAAGAUUACGACCCAGGGGACAGUGGAGCUCUUCACCGGAGUCUGGGCUACGCCGCAGCCUUGUCGAUAUGCAGCAUCGGCCUGGCGCUGCUCCAUCACCUCUACUUCUUCCAUGUCCAGAGAGCAGGCAUGAAGAUCAGAGUGGCCAUGUGUCACAUGAUCUACAAGAAGGCUCUGUGUCUCAGCAGUUCAGCCAUGGGAAAGACCACCACCGGCCAGAUUGUCAACCUCCUGUCCAAUGACGUCAACAAGUUUGAUGAAGUGACAAUCUUCCUGCACUUCCUGUGGGUGGGGCCCCUUCAGGCAGCUGCGGUGGUGGGACUGCUGUGGGUGGAAAUCGGUCCAUCAUGCUUGGCAGGCAUGGUGGUGCUAAUGUUUCUGAUGCCUGUGCAAACCAUGUUCGGAAGGCUGUUUUCUAAGUUCAGGAGUAAAACAGCUGCUCUGACUGACAACAGGAUCCGCACAAUGAACGAGGUGGUGUCUGGAAUUAGGAUCAUUAAGAUGUACGCCUGGGAGAAACCUUUCGCUGCUUUGGUCUCUGAGGUCAGAAGCAAAGAGAUAUCCAAGAUCAUGAAGAGCUCCUACCUACGAGGCCUAAACAUGGCUUCCUUCUUCUGCGCUAGCAAGAUCAUUGUCUUCAUCACCUUCACCAUCUAUGUCCUUCUGGGAAAUCCCAUCACAGCCAGUCGCGUGUUCGUGACCGUGUCACUGUACACUGCUGUGCGACUCACCGUCACACUCUUCUUCCCAAGUGCCAUUGAGAAGCUGUUUGAAUGCCGUGUUAGCAUCCGCAGGAUUCAGGAGUUCUUGUUGCUGAAUGAGAUGGAAAAAAAUAGCCCUGCACUGCCACAGGAUGAGAAGAAUCCAGAGAAGAAUCCAGAGAAGAAUCCAGAGAAGAAUCCAGAGAAGAAUAAGGACGCCUCAGUGGAGAUCCAGAACCUGACAUGCUACUGGGAUAAGAGUCUGGAUGCUCCGUCUCUGCAGAACAUCUCCCUCUCUCUGAACUCAAAUCAGCUGGUGGCUGUAAUUGGACCGGUGGGAGCUGGAAAGUCAUCACUGCUGAGCUCCAUCCUGGGAGAACUGCCUUAUGAAAAGGGGGUACUAAAGGUGAAAGGUCAGCUGACCUAUGCGGCCCAACAGCCCUGGGUGUUCCCUGGAACCAUCCGUAGUAACAUCCUGUUUGGAAAAGAUCUGAACCCCCAGAAGUAUGAACGAGUCAUCAAAGCCUGCGCUCUGAAGAGGGACAUGGAGCUGCUCCCUGACAGAGACCUGACACUGAUCGGGGACAGAGGUGCCACACUCAGUGGAGGACAGAAAGCUCGCGUCAACCUGGCAAGGGCAGUGUAUCAGGAUGCAGACAUCUACCUCCUGGACGAUCCUUUAAGUGCUGUGGAUGCUGAAGUUGGGAGACAUCUCUUUGACCUGUGCAUCUGUGGCCUUCUGAGGAAUAAGCCUCGUAUCCUGGUUACACACCAGCUGCAGUACCUGAAGGCAGUCGACCAGAUUCUGGUGCUCAAAGAGGGUCACAUGGUGGCAAAGGGGACGUAUACAGAGCUGCAGCAGUCUGGAGUGGACUUCACCUCAUUGCUGAAGAAGGAGGAAGAGGAGGAACAGCAGCAUCCUCCUCAGGACAUCGUCGCCAGGAAGCGAACUCUGUCACAGAACUCUGUGCUCUCACAGGCCUCAUCUGUGCACUCAGUCAAAGAUGGAGACCAGUUACCGGCAGAGCCGGUGCAGACAGUAGCAGAGGAGAGUCGGGCUCAAGGAACCAUCGGAGUGAGUCUAUAUGUGAAAUACCUGAGAGCUGGAGCCAACAUCCUGGUUCUGCUCUUUGUCAUGCUGAUCAACCUUCUGGCUCAGGUUGCCUACAUCGUGCAGGACUGGUGGCUGGCUUACUGGGCUGAAGAACAAGAGAAGCUGACCGGUAACAGCACCGUCAUCGAAAACAGUCAAAACGCUACCAAAGAGCUGAACUUAGACUUCUACCUGGGCAUCUAUGCAGGUUUGACUUUAGCCACCAUCAUUUUUGGCUUCCUCAGGAAUUUGCUGUUCUUUCAUGUGCUGGUGAAGUGUGCACAGUCUCUGCACAACCGCAUGUUCAACACCAUACUCAAAACACCUGUUCGCUUCUUUGACAUCAACCCUAUCGGAAGAGUCCUGAACAGGUUUUCAAAGGACAUUGGACAGCUGGAUUCCAACAUGCCGUGGACUUUUGUGGACUUCACUGCUGUGUUCCUGCAGAUUCUCGGUGUGAUCGCUGUGUCGGUGUCGGUGAUCCCUUGGAUCCUCAUCCCUGUGCUCCCCCUCCUUCUCUUCUUCCUCUACCUGCGUCGCUACUUCCUGCAGACCUCCAGAGAUAUCAAGCGUCUAGAGUCCACCACUCGGAGUCCAGUCUUCUCCCACCUGUCCUCGUCUCUUCAGGGCCUGUGGACGAUCCGAGCCUUCGGCGCAGAGCAGAGGUUCCAGAAAAUGUUUGACGCCCAUCAGGACUUGCACUCAGAGUCCUGGUUCCUGUUCCUGACCACUUCUCGUUGGUUUGCUCUCCGUCUUGAUGGCAUCUGCUCCAUCUUUGUGACCAUCACCACUUUUGGCUGCCUGCUGCUCAGAAACCAGCUGGACGCUGGCUCUGUUGGUUUGGCUCUAUCUUACUCUGUCACACUGAUGGGCAUGUUCCAGUGGGGUGUUAGACAGAGUGCAGAGGUGGAGAACAUGAUGACAUCAGUGGAGAGAGUGGUGGAGUACACUGAGCUGGAGAGUGAAGCACCCUGGGAAACUCAGAAACGCCCUCCUCCUGAUUGGCCAAGCAAAGGCCUGGUGACCUUCGACCGUGUGAGCUUCUCCUACAGUGACGACGGACCGCUGGUGUUGCAGAGCAUGAAAGCCAUGUUCCGACCCAAAGAGAAGGUUGGUAUCGUGGGUCGGACCGGUGCUGGGAAAAGCUCUCUGGUCUCAGCUCUGUUCCGCCUGGCAGAGCCUCAGGGGAAGAUCUACAUCGACGGUGUUCUGACCUCUGAGAUCGGCCUCCAUGACCUGCGCCAGAGGAUGUCCAUCAUCCCACAGGACCCAGUGCUGUUCACAGGCACCAUGAGGAAGAACUUGGACCCUUUUAACCAACACACUGACGAAGAACUGUGGAACGCUCUGCAUGAGGUCCAGCUGAAGUCUGCCGUGGAGGAGCUGCCCGGUAAGUUGGAGACGGUUCUGGCUGAGUCGGGCUCCAACUUCAGCGUGGGCCAGAGGCAGCUGGUGUGUCUGGCCAGAGCCGUCCUGAGGAAGAACCGCAUCCUCAUCAUCGACGAGGCCACAGCCAACGUGGACCCCAGGACGGAUCAGCUGAUCCAGAAAACGAUACGGGACAAGUUCAGAGAAUGUACUGUUCUGACCAUCGCUCAUCGCCUCAACACCAUCAUAGACAGCGACAGGAUACUGGUUCUAGAUGCAGGUAAAAUUCAGGCCUAUGAUGAGCCUUACACCCUGCUCAAAGAUAAAGAGGGCAUCUUUUAUAAAAUGGUGCAGCAGACCGGCAAACAGGAGGCUGCAGCUCUACUAGAGGCAGCUAAAGAGGCCUACGAGGGCAGAAGCCGUCCCAACAUUUCAAACGGACACGCAGAAACAGCGGAUGGUAACUUGGUUAUCUUCGAGACGGCUCUAUGAGCUGAGGGAGGUUGAGAGUCUUCAGGAAGUGUCUGGGCCAUACUGCGCCCCUCCAGCCUGUGGUGACAGCACAGCAGGCCUGGACAGAAGGGCCUCCACCAGCACAGCUAGGGAGGAGAUAAAGACAGAGGACAGGAUCUGCAGCGGCUCCGGCCUCACUGUGGCCAAUCCAACUGUACGCCCAUUAUGCUGUCGUUUCUCUCAAGCUGACACAGCUUGGAAUCACUACUGUAAAAACUAUUGACAUAGUUCAAUAUAUACUUCAUAUUUGUUAUAUGUUAACCAACUGCUGCUCAGUACACACAUGCCUUGGAGAAAUUGCUUUUAAAUGGCUGCAUAAUCGUUAAAAAAAGAACUAAGUGCCUUAUUUCAUGUUGUGUUAAUUUAACUUGAUGAUAAAAUGUGUAUCCAAAGUGGCCUUUGUUUGUAUAUACAUGUCGCAGUGUUGCACAGGACUAAUGCUUACCAAAUGACACAGCAGCGCUGCACAGGUUGUGCACCGUCAGUAAAAAUCCGUUUUGUAUGUUGAUCUCUAAACAUGCUCCAGCCUUCAGAAGAGAAGCUCCCUUUCUAGUGUUUUCUUCACACGGCUAACACUGAGAGUGAGGAUGAUCAUGCUGCAGUGUGAACACUGCUGGAGUGUGUUCAAUCUCUAUUGAAAUGAUUGAGCACUCAUUUGUUUUGUUUUUACUGUUUGAAUGUGUCAUGACUAUCUUCCAUGUUAACACUGUUUCCAGUUUGUACUCUACUGUUUGUCAGAUUGUGCAUAAACAUCUACAAAUCUG